GGAAGGGAUAUACUCCUCCCAUUCAUCUCCAGUUGGGCGUUUCCCUACAGGAUAGCCCAAAACAGGCACAAAUAUAGCUAGUACAAUGAAACAAGUAGUUAGAAUAGCCAUCGUUAUAUUAUUCUUUCUCUCUGUUCUUAAACAAUAGGUUUGUUUAUAUAAACAAGCCUCUCUUGGCAGUUUUCCCGGUAACUGUUCCAAAACAAACCAGGAUAACCAAAACAAUCUCCCCGUACGGGCCACCAGAAAAUCUGUGAUGGUUUGGACUUGGCUCCCUGCCAAAUGCCCGAAAGUCACGACAGCAACCCCCUUCCUCCCUCCCUUCUCCUCUUAGGGCAAAGAAGAAAAAAAAAACUAUAAAAAAAUUAAAGAAUCCAAAGUCAAGCUGUUUAUAUAAAAUAUAUAUAUAUUUACGUAAAUUAAAGUUAUAUACAGUUAAGAUGCUAUAUACACAGUAAAAGGGGAUCCACUCCCCGAAGGGAUAGGGAAAGGGGAAAAAAAAGGGACACCGAACAGGUAUACUUAAUCAAAUUCAAGAACUAUACUAGUAAUUAACAAAACAGAUCUCACCACUUCCCUUAGAAAAAGCAGGAUUAGCAGACACAGCCAGCACUCUCCGAACCCCCCACGUGUCAGGCCAGCGGUCGCUGCAGGCCUCAGCUUUAGAUAAGCGAGACCAACGCAAGGACCUACAGUUCCCGACCCUCGUUGGAAGAGAAGAGAGCGAGGAUGGCGAACCGGGGCCCGUCGUACGGGCUGAGCCGGGAGGUGCAGCAGAAGAUCGAGCGUCAGUACGACCCCGAGCUGGAGCAGCUGCUGCUGCGCUGGAUCCAGACCCAGCUGGGCCCCGACGCCCCCGCCCCGCCCCAGCCCGGCAGGGACGGCUUCCAGCAGUGGCUCAAGGAUGGCACCGUGAGUGACCCUGACCCCAUAACUCAUCCUACAGCCCUGACCCCAUAACUGACCCCAGAACUGACCCUAUAACUCAUCCUAAAACUGACCCCAUAGCCCUGACCCCAUAACUGACCCCAUAACUGAUCCCCUGCCCCAGCCCGGCAGGGACGGCUUCCAGCAGUGGCUCAAGGAUGGCACUGUGAGUGACCCUGACCCCACAGCCCUGACCCCAGAACUGACCCCAUAACUGACCCCAGAACUGACCCCAUAACUGACCCCAUAACUGAUCCCCCGCCCCAGCCCGGCAGGGACGGCUUCCAGCAGUGGCUCAAGGAUGGCACUGUGAGUGACCCCAUAACUGACCCCAUAACUGAUCCUACAGCCCUGACCCCAUCACUGACCCCAUCACUGACCCCAUAACUGACCCCAUAACUGACCCUAUAACUGACCCCAUAACUGACCCCAUAACUGACCCUAUAACUGACCCCAUAGCUGACCCCAUAGCUGACCCCAUAACUGAUCCCCUGCCCCAGCCCGGCAGGGACGGCUUCCAGCAGUGGCUCAAGGAUGGCACUGUGAGUGACCCUGACCCCAGAACUCAUCCUAAAACUGACCCCAUAGCCCUGACCCCAUAACUGACCCCAGAACUGAUCCCCUGCCCCAGCCCGGCAGGGACGGCUUCCAGCAGUGGCUCAAGGAUGGCACUGUGAGUGACCCUGACCCCAGAACUGAUCCCACAUCACUGACCCCAGAACUGACCCCAUAACUGACCCCAUCACUGACCCCAGAACUGACCCCAUAACUGACCCCAUAACUGACCCCAUAACUGACCCCAUAACUGAUCCCCUGCCCCAGCCCGGCAGGGACGGCUUCCAGCAGUGGCUCAAGGAUGGCACCGUGA
Molecule: messenger RNA, 1795 nt
Organism: Myiozetetes cayanensis
Lineage: Eukaryota; Metazoa; Chordata; Aves; Passeriformes; Tyrannidae
Product: transgelin-2-like
Exons: 2
Coding region: 730-960 (76 amino acids)
Source: RefSeq, a predicted model, not a curated record